Messenger RNA from Cylindrotheca closterium, 2247 nucleotides. The record is from the annotation of a GenBank genome assembly. Lineage: Eukaryota; Bacillariophyta; Bacillariophyceae; Bacillariales; Bacillariaceae.
AUGAAAGAAUCUUAUUCCGUCACCAAGAACAACAAGAAACUUGUGUUUCUUCUUUUGCUUCAGCUAGGCUUGACUACGGCAUUUCAACCACCACAGCAACAACAGCAACAACAAAUUCUGUCGCGCCAUCGUCGUCGUACGAGAUACCCGUGGUCAUAUAUUUCCGCUGCUGCUAGUGGUGCUGCUUUGGUUGACGAAACAAACGAAGAAGUAGAAGUAGAAGCAACGCAAAUUUCAUUCUCAUCACCACAUGCAUGGGAUGAACAAUUUGAGAUACUCCAAUCGUUCCAAAAGAAAUAUGGACAUUGGAACUUUCCACAGAAUCCUCCUGAGGCUCUUGAGAAGGAAUAUCCAACACUGGUCAGUUUCUGUCACCAUCAGCGCGUCGAAUACAAAAAGACCAAGCGGAGUACUACCAAUCAUUGGAGUACCCUGCGACUAUUUGAUCGCAACCUUCGUUGUCAGCACUUAAAGGAGCUUGGAUUUGAAUUCAAUGCGCAUGUUGCCAAAUGGUAUGACAAGUACCAUGAGCUACUGCAGUAUCGCAACGAUAAUCAUGGGCGUAUAUAUGUACCUGUGCCUGAGACGAAAGGGGAAGGAGAAGCGGAACAACAUCAUGGCAACAAUAAUCGCUCCCUGUACCGUUGGGCCAAGGUUCAGCGCGCAAGAAAGAGACGGAACAAAGCAUACGAAGAACUCUCCGACACCCAAGUCGAGCUACUGGAUCGUAUCGGCUUCGAAUGGGAAUCGGAACGUUACGAUGUGUUGUGGAUGGAGAAAUACAACGAGCUAGUCGACUUUCGUAAAAAACAUGGGCAUUGCAUGGUCAAGCCAGGUGGGAAGCUUUAUUUAUGGAUGAAGGAACAACGAUCACGACGUGAGCAAAAACACUAUCGCCUUUUUCCUCUCUCAAACGAACAACUACGAUUGUUGGAUAAAAUUGAAUUCCCAUGGAAACCCGAGCUACGUGACUCUAGGUGGAACGCCAAAUACAAAGAGCUCGAAGAAUUCCAAAAGAAGCAUGGACACUGCCAGCCGACUAAAUCGCCAGAUCGCACUCUCUACGAUUGGUCAAGAGUACAGCGCAAAAAACGUGAGACAGGUGUUCUCCCCACGCACCAAAUCCAAUUAUUGGACAAGAUUGACUUCCCUUGGGAACUCAAACGCGUUACCUUUCGACUGAUGGUUGCUAAACUUAUGACGUACUACCAUCAGCAUGGUCACCUUCGAGUCAGCCAAGAUGAUGAGGAUGAUGAUGAUGAUUCAGAGCUCUACGAAUGGAUGGCAUUGCAACGGAAACGUUAUCACGGGAUGGUCACUGUUUCGGGUAGUCCAAUGACAGACGAGCAAAUCGAAAAGAUGGAAGAGACCAAUUUUUGCUGGUCACAAGAUUGGAAGGAGCGGGUGUGGCAUGAAAAGUACACAAAGGUCGUCGAGUUCUAUAAGGAACAUGGCCACGUUCAUGUUAAGAAGAAGGACUAUCCAAGCAUCUACAAUUGGAUCCAAGUGCAGGAGGAACGGUACAAGGGAACGGAAGGCUACAAACCGUUGUCGGAAGAAGAAUCGGAACUAUUGGAGCAGAUUGACUUUGCCUUCUUCGAAAACCGGCCGCGGAUGUCGUGGAAUACAAUGUAUGCGGAAGUGGAGCGAUAUCGAGAGGAGAAUGACGGGCGGUUUCCGAAUCACCGAGAUGACCCGGAACUGAGCCGUUGGAUGAGACAACAGCGCAAACGACUGAGAAGUUCGUAUGGUCAUGUUCCACUUUCGGAUGAGCAAGCGUCAAUGUUGAAGAGUAUCGACUUUCCCAUGUUGCCCAAAGGAUUUGAUUUGAGAUCGUGGUGUGAAAGGUACGACGAGCUAGUGGACUUUUGGAAGCACCAUGGGCACUUCUUGGUAGAUCGAUUCGAAAACCCUAGACUUUAUAAAUGGAUUGCUGUGCAGCGGAGUACACAUGACGUCGCUUUUUCAUAUACACGGCCACCAUCAAGAUCAGAAAAGUAUCUCUUGGAUCGAAUUGGCUUUCCUUGGACAUCGGAUCGUUAUGAAUUGGAGUGGCAAAAGAUUUACGAGGAGCUUGUUCAGUUUCAACAAGAAACUGGUCAUUUACAACCUAAGGUUGCGGAUUACCCAAGCCUCUACUCAUGGAUGUGGUAUCAGAGAGAAAGGUACCAAAAUAAAGAAUUGUCGGGCAUGCCAACACACCAAAUCGAUCAAUUGAACAAGAUUGGUUUUCGAUGGACAGUAUAG